Molecule: messenger RNA, 1365 nt
Organism: Odobenus rosmarus divergens (Pacific walrus)
Lineage: Eukaryota; Metazoa; Chordata; Mammalia; Carnivora; Odobenidae
Gene: SLAMF9
Product: SLAM family member 9
Exons: 7
Biological process (GO): T cell activation
Cellular component (GO): external side of plasma membrane
Source: RefSeq, a predicted model, not a curated record
AUGACCACGGUUCAAGUCCAAGAGCUGUUCCUGCCUCCAGUGCUGAGUGCUGUCCCUUCUCCUGAGCUCUGCGAGGGGAGCCCGCUGACCCUGAAAUGCCAGACAGAGCUGCACCCCCAGAGGUCGGCCUCUAGGCUCCUCUUCUCCUUCCACAAAGAUGGCCGCACCUUGCAGAACUGGGGCCCCCACUCAGAGCUCUGCCUCCCAGAAGCCCGGGAGGGAGCCUCUGGGCUUUACUGGUGCCAGGCCACCCCUGAGGGUAGCAGGGUCCAGAGACAGAGCCUCCAGCUGGAGGUCGGGGUGCAGGUCCGGGAGAUGCGCUCCCAAGUGCCCUGGGGACCCCCCAGGAGGACAGACCGAAAGCCCCAGAGCCCCUCUCAUGUUCUAGGAAGCCCAGCCCAAGAAGAUGGCAGUCUCACCGCCCUACUCACGGGGAAACUUGUCUUCUUCAUCGGCUUGGGGGCCGAGCAGGUCAACCUCCUGGGGCACGGGGCUGCUGACAUGGGGGCCCUUCUGUGGUCACUCUUGCUCUUGCUGCUCCAGGCAGCCAAAGGGUAUUCUGGAGAUGAUGUGGAUACAGAAGAAGUAGUUGCGGUCUUUCAGGAGUCCAUCAGCCUCCCCCUGGAAAUACCAGCCGAUGAAGAGGUUGAGAACAUCAUCUGGUCCUCUUACGUAAGGCUUGCCACCGUGGUUCCGGGGAAGGAGACACAGCUGGCUACCGUCAUGGUGACCAACCCUCGAUACGAGGGCCGAGUGAGCUUCCUGGACCCCAGCUACUCCCUGCACAUCAGCAAUCUGAGCUGGGAGGACUCAGGGCCAUACCAGGCUCAGGUCAACCUGAGGACAUCGCAGACCUCCACCAUGCAGCGUUACAAUCUACGUGUCUACCGACGGCUGUCGGAGCCUCGUGUCACCGUGAACUUUGAGAUUGCUCAGGAAGAUGGCUGCAAUAUAUCUCUGACCUGUUCCGUGGAGAAGGCAGGCCUGGACGUGACCUACAGCUGGAUCUCCUGGGAGGAUGGCAUGGACACAGUCCACGAGAGCUCUGCCCUCAGCACAUCCUGGCGGCCGGGGGACAAUGCCCUCUCCUACACCUGCAGGGCCAGCAACCCUGUCAGCAGCAUCACCUCCCGCCUCAUCCCUGCCGGGCCCUUCUGUGCAGAUCCCGGCUUUCCUUUGAAGAAGGCGACUUACUUCUGCCUCUUGGCCAAAGGACUGCUUCUUCUCUUGCUCAUCGUAAUUCUGGCUGCGGGGCUUUGGCUCAUCCGAGCCCAGAAACGAUGCCAAAUGCCAAGGAUGAGGAAGCUCAAGAGAAACAGACUCUGACUGAAGAAGAAGAAGAAGCCCCGCCCCAGCCUGGCCUGA